Molecule: messenger RNA, 1451 nt
Organism: Hypoxylon trugodes
Lineage: Eukaryota; Fungi; Ascomycota; Sordariomycetes; Xylariales; Hypoxylaceae
Product: aromatic compound dioxygenase
Exons: 4
Coding region: 128-1300 (390 amino acids)
Molecular function (GO): oxidoreductase activity, acting on single donors with incorporation of molecular oxygen, incorporation of two atoms of oxygen; ferric iron binding
Source: RefSeq, a predicted model, not a curated record
GUAGAUCAUUUAUAUAUACGGUUGAAUAUAUAAAGAUGUCGACGUCCCUCGAGAUUGAGCAUUCUUGGCCUUGCCUCUGUGUCGUUUCAUUCUCAGGAGAUAUAGGGGUUCUGUACUCUGACUUAAGAUGGUGAACAUUCGCACGAUUGCCGCCUCUCUGGCGUUUUCCUCUUUCCUCGGAGCCACUAUCGCCCACCCUGGCGACAGCCAUGAGGUAGUCAAAUACGAGAAAGCCUUGCGCAAACAUUCCCAGACUACCGCCCGUCGUGCCAUUACCGGCUGCAAUGGAGCUUCUGAGACUGCUGCUCUCAGGACACGUGCCGCUGCUCGCCGUGCCGCCGCUGUUAAGAACCUUCGUGAGAAGCGUGGUCUACCUGGGAAGGGUCUUAAGAAGCGAGGUCAGGCCGAACUUGAGAAGUACCUAAACGUUUCCCACGAUGUAUCGGAGUCCGGCUACAGUCUGGAUACCCCCUUGGACGUGAUAUUCGACUCGAACUCGACUGCGUCACUUGUUCCCGAGGUUACUAUUGGUCCCUACUGGGUUGCGGGAGAGUUGAUCCGGGUCGAUGUCACUGAGAAACAGGCCGGUGUACCCGUUCACCUUGACCUACAAUUCAUAGAUACAAACACAUGUGGGGCCAUCCCUAACAUGCUUAUCGACAUUUGGCACUGCAAUGCCACUGGUGUCUACUCCGGAAUUGCCUCCGGCGGUGGCCUUAACAGCACCCACGGCCGUGGUAUCCAGAUCACCGACGAUGAUGGAUUCGUCCAGUUUGACACGGUCUUCCCGGGUCACUACUUCGGCCGAACGCCUCACAUCCACGUCAUGAGCACCGAGAACGCCACCGUCCUACCUAACAAGACCUACCUCACCAACGGCAAGACCAACCACAUCGGUCAGCUCUUCUUUGACCAGAGUCUCAUCACCGAAGUUGAGAAGCUCGAGCCCUACAGCACCAACACGCAGCCCCUGACUCUUAACUCGCAAGACGGUAUCGACGCUCAGACUUCGACCGCUGAGUAUGACCCCUUCGCCGACUACGUCCUCCUCGGAGACAACCUCCAGGACGGUCUCCUCGCCUACCUCACCGUUUUCGUCGACACCAAGGCCAACCAGACCGCCUAUGCCUUCGCCGCCGCCCACUACUACGAGACUGGUGGCGUUGCCUCUCCCGGUGGUGGAUUCCCUGGACCCGGUGGCCCAGGUGGUCCCCCGGGCGGUCCCGGCUUCCCUCCUGGCGGCCCGUUCCCCACCGGAGGUCCCUUCCCUCCCCCUCCAAACAGCACCCAAGCUGCCUAGAGAAACAUCAGCAACCCAACCGUGUAGAGGAGGAACCCACCGAUGAUAGGAUAGUGUAAAGCGUGAUUGGUAUAUGUAUUUAUUAAAUAGUCUCUCGUGAUUGUGCAGAACGCAUCGCGGGAGAAACAAAAAUAGACCGUCUUUACCGUCA